AUUAGAACCUCUGGAGGCAGAGGGAGAGACUUUCCCAGAUGCCACCACCGCUGCCAAGCAGCUGCAUUCCUCGCCAGGGAAUUCCUCCAGGCAAGAGGACUUAGAGACACCCGCCCGCAGUCUGGGGGAGGACGCUUUGCUGGGCUCUGGCCGCGAACAGGAGACUUCCCGGGGUGCGAGAGGUGUGCCGGGGUCGCCCACCCAGGAGCGGCCGGCAGGAGGACUAAGCGAGGCCCCUGACGGAGUCCCCAGCCUGUGUGCCGAAGGAGGCUCUCCGGGGCCCCUAGACGCGCGCAGCCAGCCCCCCGAGGACGCAUCUGCUCCGACAGGUGACUCUGCAGCCGAGGGCGCGGAGAAUAGGGGCGGCACGGGGCAGGCCAACGGCACAGCCCGGCCCGAAAAGCGCGAUUCCCAGCCGGGCGACCGCGCUCAUCCCGCCAAAGUGUUGACUCUGGACAUCUACUUGAGUAAGACUGAAGUGGAGCAGGUGGACGAGCCGGUCGUGAUUACUGCCAGGGCAGAAGAUUGCGGCGACUGGGACGACAUGGAGAAGAGGUCGAGCGGUCGCAGGUCGGGGAGGCGGAGGAAGUCGCAGAAAUCCACCGACUCCCCCGGUGCAGACGCCGAGCUACCCGAGAGCACGGCGAGGGACGACGCGGUGUUCGACGACGAGGUGGCGCCAAACCCGGCCACCGACAGCGUCUCCGGCGAAAAGAAAGUGAAAUCUCCGCGGGCGGCCUCCGACGGGGGCGUUGCCUGCGCCGCGAGCGCGGAGUCCAAACCCAGCCCCGGCCCCAGAGGGCAGCUCCGAGGGGAGUCGGAGCGGAGCAAACAGCCGCUCCCGACCUCGUCCCCCACCAAGCGGAAGGGCAGGAGCCGCGCCCCCGAGGCCGUGCCCUCCCCGCCCGCCGGCGGCCUGCGGGCUCCGGGCAGGGAGUCCCAAGGCACCAAGGGCGCGGCGGCCGAGAGCGGGGAGGAGGCUCGGGUCGCCCCCCGCGAGCUCACAGUCCGGAGCAGCUCGCUGCUGCCGGAGAUCAAGCCCGAGCACAAGCGGGGCCCGCUGCCCAACCACUUCGACGGCCGGGCGGAGGGAGGUCGAAGCAAAGAGCUGGGCAGAUCGGCAGGAGCCUCUGGAGCUGCUGACGCCGACGGCUGGAAGCCCAGGAACCAUUUCGGUGCGGGCAGGUCGACGGUGACUACCAAAGUGACCCUCCCUGCCAAGCCCAAACAUGUGGAACUAAAUCUUAAAACCCCUAAGAAUCCUGACAGCUUGGGAAGUGAACAUAAUCCAUUUAGCCAGCCAGUUCAUAAAGGAAACACUGCCACUAAAAUCUCCUUAUUUGAAAACAAACGGGCAAAUAAUAGCCCAAGACACACUGACAUUCGAGGCACAAGGAACACGCCUGCCGCUAAUAAAACAUUUGUUGGAAGGGCAAAGCUGAAUUUAGCUAAAAAAGCCAAAGAGAUGGAGCAACCUGAGAAGAAAGUAAUGCCAAACAGUCACCAGAACAGUGUGCUGGUGAAGGAAACCUCUGCAGAAGCCAAAGUUCCUCUCGCUGAAGAAGAGAUUCUGCCAGCAACCGGAGGAAUGAAAGCAGUGCCUGCUGAGGAUCAAGCUCUUGGUUCUCAGCCUAACCAAGGUGAUAAAGCAGAUGUGCAAACAGAUGCUGGCUGUCCUUCAGAACCAGUGGCUACUGCUCUGAUUCCUGUCAAGGACCAUGAGCUCUUAAGAGAGGAUGACUCAAAGACUGCUGACAGCAAAAGACGUGUUCUUGAAAAUAUGACUGAUAUAGCACAAGAUGUCUCCACCAUCGUUAAUACCAAAGAUUUACCUCCAACAGCCUUACCAAAGCCACAGGAUGAAUUUUCUGACUCACAGCCCCCAGCGGAGUCAUCUAAUGGGCCUUCUCUCUCGCUGUCCACACCCAUUCCUGUGGAUGUUCCCAAAGACUCCUGUGUUCAGUCUCGCAUAAGCAAUCUUCCAUGCACUGAUCUAAAAGUGUCAGAAAACCGUGAAGGAUGUAUUUUGCCUGUGUCUCAUCAGAGUAAUGAGAAAAUGCCACUCUCCAAACCUGGAGGAGAAACAAGCCUGCCUUUGUCCGCAGAGCCCAGUCCGGAGGCUGUGGGAAGUGAGUGUCCAUCCAAGGUCCUAGUCCAGGUCAGGUCUUUCGUGCUCCCCGUGGAGAGCACCCAGGACGUGAGCUCCCACAUCAUCUCAGAUAGCUCUGAAGUUAGAGAAAUGCAGUUGCCAAGUUGUCACAAUAAUGAACUUGAGGUGGUUUCCGUUGCAAGUUGUGCUCCCCAGCAAGAGGAAGUAGUGGGCCAUAAGAGCACAUCACCCAAACACACUCAUUGCCAAGCAGAACAUGUGGCCAAAUCUGCCCUGCAAGUCAUGCCGUCAGAAUCAGAGAGAACUCUGCCCAUUCAGGCGCAAAGUCAGGGCAACAAAACACCCCUGGCGUCUGAAUCCAGUCCUGCCAACUCUCCCAACAGCAGAAAUCAUUUAGAAACUGCUCAAAAGUCAGAUCAGAAUGUUGUGAAUGGCCAAGGUAGCCCUGCCAGUCUUUUGAAUGUUUCUGCUGAUAGUGAUGAUAGUGUAUUCGAUUCUUCUUCUGAUAUGGAAAAAUUCACUGAAAUUAUAAAAAAGAUGGAUAGCGCAGUUUGUGUGCCCCAGAAGAAAAAGAAGGCCAGGGUGCCCAACUCUCCCGCCCCUCACUUUGCCAUGCCUCCGAUUCAUGAAGACAAUUUAGAAAAGGUGUUUGAUCCCAACGUGUUUACCUUUGGUUUGGGGAAGAAGAAGGAAAGCCAAUCAGAAAUGUCACCGGCUUUACAUUUGAUACAGAACCUUGACACAAAAUCCAAACUGAGACCCAAACGUGCAUCUACCGAACAGAGUAUUCUCUUCAAGUCCUUGCACACUAACCCUAAUGGGAAAAAUGAAACUGUGGUGACUCCAGAAAUAAAUGACAAAGAGAACAGGGACAUCACAAAUGGUGGAGUUAAGAGAUCGAGGCUAGAAAAAAGUGCGCUUUUUUCAAGCUUGUUGUCUUCCCUGCCACAAGACAAAAUCUUUUCUCCCUCUGUGACAUCAGUCAAUACUAUGACCACAACUUUCAGCACUUCUCAGAACGGUUCCCUAUCUCAGUCUUCAGUGCCACAGCCUAUGGCUGAGGGUGCCCCGCCCUGCGGUUCGAACAAACAACAGCCAAAUCUUCCACCCAACAACUCCUUGAAGGUCUUCAACUUCGACUCAUCAAAUACGUCUCAUUCAGGUUUGAAAAGUCCAAGCCACAUGGAAAAAUCCCUGCAAAAAGAGGAAACCAAAGAAGAUCUAGAUUCACGAAGCAGCCUACUCUUGCCAGAAACUAAAUUUUCUGAAUUUUCAAAGCUGAAGAAUAAUGACAAUAUGGAAAAGGCUAAUCAUAUUGAAAGUGUUUUAAAAUCAAACUUGCCAAACUAUGGAAAUAGCGACACCGACUUCGUGGGUCUUUUCAAAUCAAGCCGGUUUGACCCAAGCAUUUCUUUUUCUGGAAUGUCAUUAUCAGAUACAAUGACUUUUAGAGGAAAUGUACAAAAUAAACUCAAUCCCCGACCUGGAAAGGUAGUGAUAUACAGUGAACCCGAUGUCUCUGAGGAGUGCAUUGAAGUUUUCAGUGACAUUCAGGAUUGCAGUUCUUGGAGCCUCUCUCCAGUGAUACUCAUAAAAGUUGUAAGAGGAUGUUGGAUUUUGUAUGAGAAGCCAAAUUUUGAAGGGCACUCUAUCCCCUUGGAAGAAGGAGAACUGGAACUCUCUGGUCUCUGGGGUAUAGAAGAAAUUUUGGAAAAGAAUUGGGAAGGAGAGUCUGAUAAGCCUGUGGUGAUUGGUUCAAUCAGACUCAUGGUCCAGGAUUACAGAAUUAGUCAAAUCGACUUAUUUACUGAACCAGAAGGGUUAGGACUCCUAAAUUCCUACUUUGAUGAUACUGAAGAAAUACAGGGAUUUGGUGUAAUGCAGAAGACUUGUUCCAUUAAAGUACAUCAGGGCACAUGGCUGAUUUACGAAGAACCUGGAUUUCAGGGUAUCCCUUUCAUCCUGGAACCUGGUGAAUACCCUGACUUAUCCUUCUGGGAUACCGAAGCAGCGUACAUCGGAUCCAUGCGGCCUCUGAAAAUGGGUGGCCGUAAAGUUGAAUUCCCUACCGAUCCAAAGGUAGUUAUUUAUGAAAAGCCUUUCUUUGAAGGAAAAUGUAUGGAACUAGAAGCAGAUGUGUGCAGUUUUAUCACAGAAGGAGGUGAAACAGAAGACACAGCUGGAGACGAUCGUUUGCCAUUUACGUCAGUGGGGUCUAUGAAAGUUCUGAGAGGCAUCUGGGUUGCGUAUGAGAAGCCUGGAUUUACUGGUCAUCAGUAUUUGCUAGAAGAAGGAGAAUACAGGGACUGGAAAGACUGGGGAGGUUACAAUGGAGAACUUCAGUCUUUACGACCUAUAUUAGGUGAUUUUUCAAAUGCUCACAUGAUAAUGUACAGUGAAAAAAACUUUGGAUCCAAAGGUUCCAGUAUUGAUGUAUUGGGGAUUGUUGCUAAUUUAAAGGAGACUGGAUAUGGAGUGAAGACACAGUCUAUUAAUGUACUGAGUGGAGUAUGGGUAGCCUAUGAAAAUCCUGACUUCACAGGAGAACAGUAUAUACUGGAUAAAGGCUUUUAUACCACUUUUGAGGACUGGGGAGGCAAAAAUUGUAAGAUCUCUUCUGUUCAACCCAUAUGUUUGGAUUCUUUCACUGGCCCAAGGAGACGCAAUCAGAUUCACUUGUUUUCAGAACCACAGUUUCAAGGUUACAGUCAAUGUUUUGAAGAAACAACAGGUCAAAUUGAUGAAUCAUUUUCUACUAAGUCCUGCAGAGUUUCCGGAGGCAGCUGGGUUGCAUAUGAUGGAGAAAACUUCUCUGGGAAUCAGUACGUAUUGGAGGAAGGCCAUUACCCUUGUCUCUCCGCAAUGGGCUGCCUGCCUGGAGCAACUUUCAAGUCUCUCCGUUUUAUAGAUGUUGAAUUUUCUGAACCAACAAUUAUUCUUUUUGAAAGAGAAGACUUCAAAGGAAAAAAGGUUGAACUCAAUGCAGAAACGGUUAAUCUCCGAUCCCUGGGAUUCAACACGCAAAUACGCUCUCUUCAGGUUAUUGGUGGCAUAUGGGUUACUUAUGAAUAUGGCAAUUACAGAGGUCGACAGUUCCUACUGUCACCAGCAGAAGUACCUAAUUGGUAUGAAUUCAGUGGCUGUCGCCAAAUAGGUUCUCUACGACCUUUUGCUCAGAAACGAAUUUGUUUCAGACUUCGAAACAAAGCAACAGGGUUAUUCAUGUCAACCAAUGGAAACCUAGAGGAUCUGAAGCUUCUUAGAAUACAGGUCAUGGAGGAUGUUGGUGCUGAUGAUCAGAUUUGGAUUUAUCAAGAAGGAUGCAUCAAAUGCAGGAUAGCAGAAGACUGCUGUCUGACGAUUGUGGGCAGCCUGGUGACAUCUGGCUCUAAACUCGGCCUGGCCCUUGACCAGAAUGCGGACAGUCAGUUCUGGAGCAUGAAGUCGGAUGGCAGAAUCUACAGCAAGUUGAAGCCAAAUUUAGUUUUAGAUGUCAAAGGGGGUACACAGUAUGAUCAAAAUCACAUUAUCCUCAACACCGUCAGCAAAGAGAAGUUAACGCAAGUGUGGGAAGCCAUGGUCCUAUAAACCUCAACAAAGAAGGCAGAAGGAAUCUUUCUGGAGGUCUUUCCAGCCACCUUAUUUAAAAACAAAAGGACAAUGCUGAUGGGCAAGCCAAUUCGAAAGUGGAUCUACUCCUUCAAUAACUCUAAAUUCCAUCUUGAAUCAUACUGCCAUGACUGAAUUGUCUCAUCCUUUCAAAAGACUAUAAUAGUUUUAAACCAGUAAUCUGUCCUCCUUUCAUUUCUUGCCUUUCGUUUCCUUUUAGUAGCUGCUUAAACAGGUUGCCUUAUUAGCAGCUUUUGGAUGUUUUUUAAAAAUGUUAUAUCAAAACUAUGUACAUUUUAAAUUAUUUCCAAAGAUAGUGACAGGAGAGGACAGGAACAAAGGAACAAAUUUACCAACUUUGUGGACCUACAAAUCCCUUACACUUUAAAGGGAAGGAUAAAAGCUCAGGUCCGUAAGGUAGAGGACUGUUUAGCAUCUGAGAAGAAAUACUUCAUUAGGCCUGUAAUUUUGGUUCUUGGCCUUAACAUUUUCUAGAACCAUUAUGCUGCAAAGAUUGAAAGCCUUAGGUAUUCAGAUGUAUUUUAAGGAACUCAGUCAGUAAACUAAAAUACUAUUUUCUUUCAGUUAAUAUUAAAAAUUAGUAAAUUUACAAAAUUUCAUGUCCAUGUCUACUAACAUUAUCAGCAGGAUUUGAAUUAUUUUACCCAUCGGUUGCCCUAGAAUGUCACAAGUAAGUGUUGUUUAAUGCCUUUCUCACAGCUGCUGCUGGAACACUAUUACUAUGACCUAAUUUAUUAGCCCGUCCUUACUCAUCUACAACAGUGCUGAAGCCAUGUUAUGUAAUUUUUUACUGAACUCGGAUCUUUUAGCCUAAUUUCCUGCCCUCAUAUCUCCCUGCAUGGGGCUGCCUUCCCUGACGCGUUCCACAGCUGCACUCUGGGGCCCUGCUGAAAGCGGGCAGCCUCAGGUCUGGGGUACGGCAGCCCCUACGUCACUGCCUUCUGGCAGCAAAAGAGAGAGGUGUGGAAGGCUCAAGAGAACGCCAAGCAACUAUCUCCAGGAUGAGAAGGGAAGGAAACCUUAAGUGAUGUUUGGUCAAAUCUUAGAACUCUGAGAACCCUAAAAUGCAGUAAGAAUUUCAAGAAUGCAAAUGGAAACUGUUUAACUGCUGACAAUACACUGGCCCAUACAGUGCUGUUCAAAUAGUGGGUUCUAGUUUUGAACAAAACUGCUAAACAUUUCCUUGAAUACAUGUCUUCUGCUUUAUUGUCCUUGUCACUAAAUACUGGUGCUCUUGUCACAGGUAGAACAAAUCUUGUUUCCUUUUCAUCUGUUCAAGUGUGUUUCCAGUUCUAAGUUGAGCCUCUCUAGAGUCUCUGGUAGGCAAUCAUGGUCAUUAUAUCUUCAGUUUUAAAAUACGUUUUGCACGUGUGCAAUGGCAUCCAGCAGGCAUUACAUGUACAGCUCUGGCUUUAGGCCUUUUUGUGCAUAUCAUUACAGUACGGUG
Messenger RNA from Propithecus coquereli (Coquerel's sifaka), 7187 nucleotides. It is a transcript of the gene CRYBG1, whose product is annotated as absent in melanoma 1. Bases 545 to 5698 code for a protein of 1717 amino acids. Gene Ontology annotation, molecular function: structural constituent of eye lens. NCBI's taxonomy places the organism in Eukaryota, Metazoa, Chordata, Mammalia, Primates, Indriidae. Gene Ontology annotation, biological process: lens development in camera-type eye; visual perception. The record is from RefSeq and is a predicted model, not a curated record. The transcript has 20 exons.